UUGAAUCUGUUACAAUCUGGCCACUCGGACUAUAAACAACCUCUCUGCACAAGUGGAUGUUCAAACGCAGCUCUCACUCUCUGGAUAUUAAGCUGCUUGGUCUGCCUGAGCUGGGCCUGAUGGAAGGGGCAGUUACUGAGUCAGGGAGAUGCUGAGCCGAACAGAACACAGAGGUGUGUGCAGGCUGCUAUCAUCAGUGAUGUCUGGAACCGAGUCUCACACAGACAGAGAGGAGGACUACAGGUUCCUCCACAGCAUGUUGAUGGAGAAGAAGCUGCACUUGCUCUUCAAGAUCCACGAGCGGCUGAAGCGGUUUGAGAAGCGAAGCCCCGUCCCCGUCCAAGAGCACGCAGCACGUCUGGCAGCAGAUCUGGUAGAGGAACUCAUAUACCAAGGCUGGAGAGAUGAAGUCAAAGAACUGGUUGCUCUCUUUUCCAAACCCCACUUCAAGAGUCUCCUGCUGGUCCAUGACGCUGUAGCGCAGAGGGACUUUGAGCCGUCUCUUCCACCAGUACCUGACGAUGUACUGGAGGAGGACGAGGAUUCAGUCAAAAUUGUCAGCCUGGUCAAAACCAAAGAGCCGCUGGGGGCAACGAUUAAGAGGGAUAAAGCGACCGGGGCCAUUGUGGUGGCGAGGAUCAUGAGAGGAGGUGCAGCUGAUAAAAGUGGUCUGAUCCAUGAAGGCGAUGAGCUGAAAGAGGUGAAUGGAGUCUCACUGGAGAACAGGAAGCCAAAGGAAAUCCUUCCUCUUAUGGCUCGUUAUCAGGGUAACGUUACAUUUACGAUCAUCCCGGCCUCCUCAAAGGAAGAAAUGUUGUCAAAGAAGAAGAAGCUCUUUGUACGGGCUCUGUUUGAUUAUGAUCCAAACGAGGACCCCACUGUCCCGUGCAAAGACGCGGCGGUUUCCUUUAAAAGAGGCGACGUCCUGCAGAUUGUCAACAUGGAGGACGACACCUGGUGGCAGGCUUGUCACCUCGGCGACAGCGACAGUCGGGCUGGGCUGAUCCCCUCCCCCCAGCUCCAUGAGAGGAGAGUCGCACUACAGCGACCCAAAGCCCUGUUCAAGCCUCGGCAAGUCAAACCACCAGAUGAGGGGGAAGUCACGGAGGAUGUAGACUACGGAGCUCUAACAGGGAUCCACGUCGCUGGUUUAAGAAGAAGUUUCCGACUAGGCAGAAAGAGCACUUGGGCCAGAGAGGUGGCUCGGUCCAGGAGGUGGAGUGAAGGGGUACAUGGCUCAUUUCAUCCCCCCGUCUACAUAGAGGUGUCCCCCUAUCACCGAGACCCCAAGGACAGACACCGCCUGGUCGUUCUGGUUGGGCCGAGCGGCGUUGGCGUCAGCGAACUGAAGAAGAGGCUCCUGAUCUCAAACCCUGACCGUUAUGGCGUCACUGUGCCGUACACCACACGUGAGAAGAGGCGGCAGGAGAACGAAGGGGUGGAUUAUCAUUUUGUGUCAAUUAACAUGAUAGAGGAGGACAUUCUCACUCACAGGUUUAUAGAGUAUGGGCGAUACAAAGGUCAUUACUAUGGAACCAGUCUAGACUCUGCGCACAGAGUAAUGGCCCAGGGCAAGGUGUGCCUCCUGGAUGCACAUCCAAGUAAAAUAAAGCACGUGUACACAUCUGAAUUCAAACCAUACGUGGUGUUUGUGAAGCCGCCACGUAUGGAGGAGCUGCGUCUCACCAGGCGGCGAGCGAAAUUCAUCUGCGACAAGGACGACGCAAACCCAGUCAAGAUCUUUUCAGAAGAGGAUUUUGAGGACAUGAUCAACUUAGCUGAAACAAUGGAGAAGCAGCACGGCCACCUGUUCGACAAGGUGAUAGUUAAUGGAGAUAUCGCCGUGGCAUUCAGGGAGCUGAAGGCAGACCUGGAGAAGAUUGAGGAGAUGGAGGUCCAGUGGGUUCCUGCAGAUUGGAUCUGCUCCUCGCCAGCAACAGCACGGAGAAGUUGUGGUCAAUUGACGGGCUGGAUUUGAACUUUAAGCUCUUUUGACACAUAAGAUCCUAAGAUUAAGUUCCUUUUUGUUAAAUGAUAAGUUUUACUUUGUACUUGUAUUUGAAAGAAACUUUGCUUGGAUGAGAAAUAUGCCAACCAUGUAUUUCUCUUUCCCGUAGAAUAGGCAAAACAUUUUAAUAUUUGCUGUUUGUAAAAUAUAACAUUAGAUUUCAGCACCUUGGAUAAUAGAUUUUUUUGGGGGAUUUAAUUUUACAUAUUUUUCCAUUUGUAAACAACUGCUGUGAUUACCACAGUUUUCCACAGUGUCCCUGAGCGUGUACCUAAUUAGGCAAACAGAAUCCAUGUCCCUCUCCCUCUGUCUGUCUCAGAGCCAGUUCUUCUGUUGGCAUGUGGCUGAAAUAACGUCGGCUCGCAAGUCGAAGAAGAAGAAGAAUAAGGAAAAGGAAACUCCUCCAGAGCUUGUGGCUGAGUGUAAUCCUUCCCUGUCAGGUCGCAAACAUCAGCAUGUAAUUAUUCUGACAGCUGCUGCACUUCAAUUAACUGUAAUGUACACCAGAGAAAUAUUAUUAGUAACAGUCAGGAAGACCUUAUGGCCAACAAUAUGCUGUAGAAAAUAGAGACACAACAGUCAAUUAAAAAGCAUAGACAAC
Molecule: messenger RNA, 2609 nt
Organism: Pleuronectes platessa (European plaice)
Lineage: Eukaryota; Metazoa; Chordata; Actinopteri; Pleuronectiformes; Pleuronectidae
Product: MAGUK p55 subfamily member 7
Exons: 19
Coding region: 149-1978 (609 amino acids)
Biological process (GO): protein localization to adherens junction
Cellular component (GO): plasma membrane; cell-cell junction
Molecular function (GO): protein binding
Source: RefSeq, a predicted model, not a curated record